AUGGCUUUCCGACCGACGCAGACGGCCCAGCUGGCGUUCCGAGCGUCGACACCCAACCCCAUUGCCACGCCGAUCCUCGUCGCCGGCUUCGGGCUCGUCGGCGCGGGCAUCGCCGCGCAGCUGCUUCGGAGCAGCUCCGCCAACGCCACGGGUCCUUCCGGCGGCAAGUGGAUCAAGGGCGGGUUCCAGGGCAAGAUGGACAAGAAGGAGGCGGCGCAGAUUCUUGGCCUGCGAGAGACUGCUCUGACAAAGGCAAAGGUCAAGGAGGCGCACAGGCGUAUGAUGAUUGCAAACCACCCUGACCGAGGUGGAGCGCCGUACAUUGCCAGCAAGGUCAACGAGGCCAAGGUGAGUGCCGUCGUGUUUUGA
Acaromyces ingoldii is the source of this 369-nucleotide messenger RNA. RefSeq lists its product as hypothetical. The record is from RefSeq and is a predicted model, not a curated record. The transcript has a single exon. Bases 1 to 369 code for a protein of 122 amino acids. Gene Ontology annotation, biological process: protein import into mitochondrial matrix. NCBI's taxonomy places the organism in Eukaryota, Fungi, Basidiomycota, Exobasidiomycetes, Exobasidiales, Cryptobasidiaceae. Gene Ontology annotation, cellular component: PAM complex, Tim23 associated import motor. Gene Ontology annotation, molecular function: ATPase activator activity.